This is a messenger RNA of Choloepus didactylus (southern two-toed sloth), 3408 nucleotides long. It is a transcript of the gene MASTL, whose product is annotated as microtubule associated serine/threonine kinase like. Gene Ontology annotation, molecular function: ATP binding; protein serine/threonine kinase activity. The record is from RefSeq and is a predicted model, not a curated record. Gene Ontology annotation, biological process: peptidyl-serine phosphorylation; intracellular signal transduction. The coding region runs from base 1 to 2628 and encodes 875 amino acids. Lineage: Eukaryota; Metazoa; Chordata; Mammalia; Pilosa; Megalonychidae. The transcript is spliced from 12 exons. Gene Ontology annotation, cellular component: nucleus.
AUGGAGCCCAGGGCCGGGAGCGAGAAGGAGAGCGACGGAAGCGCGGCGGCGGGGCAGGGCGCGAUUCGGGUCCUGGUGCCGAGGCCGCCCUCCAUUGAGGAGUUCACCAUUGUGAAGCCCAUUAGCCGGGGUGCCUUCGGGAAAGUGUACCUGGGGCAAAAAGGCGGCAGAUUGUACGCAGUGAAGGUUGUCAAAAAAGCAGACAUGAUCAACAAAAACAUGACUCACCAGGUACAAGCUGAGAGAGAUGCACUGGCACUAAGCAAAAGUCCUUUCAUUGUCCAUUUGUACUACUCCCUGCAGUCGGCAAGCAAUGUCUACCUGGUGAUGGAAUAUCUUAUUGGUGGAGAUGUGAAGUCUCUCCUACAUAUAUAUGGUUAUUUUGAUGAAGAAAUGGCUGUGAAAUAUAUUUCUGAAGUAGCAUUGGCUCUAGAUUACCUUCAUAGACAUGGAAUCAUCCAUAGGGAUUUGAAACCAGACAAUAUGCUUAUUUCCAAUGAGGGUCAUAUUAAACUGACAGAUUUUGGCCUUUCCAAAGUUACUUUAAAUAGAGAUAUCAAUAUGAUGGAUAUCCUUACUACACCCUCAAUGGCAAAACCUACACAAGACUAUUCAAGAACCCCAGGACAAGUACUAUCUCUUAUCAGCUCUUUGGGAUUUUACACACCAGUUGGAGAAAACAUUCAAGACUCUGUAGAUAUUGUUUCAAGCCAUGUAUCUGAAACAUCACAGCUUUCUCAAGGAUUAAUUUGUCCUAUGUCAACAGAUGAAAAGGACAUUACUCCUCAUUCUAGCAAAUUACUAAACUCAUGUCUUGAAACCAUUGCCUCCAGCCCAGGAAUGCCAGUGAAGUGUCUCACUUGUAAUCUACUCCAGUCUCGGAAAAGGCUGGCUACUUCCAGUGCUAGCAGCCAGUCCCACACCUUCAUAUCCAGCGUGGAAUCAGAGUGUCAUAGCAGUCCCAAAUGGGAAAAGGAUUAUCAGGAAAGUGAUGAGGCCUUGGGCUCAACAAUGAUGAGUUUAAAUGCAACUGACAAGGCGUUAGGUACAAAAUUUACCAAAAGUUUCAAUGAAAAGGAUCUCAAGUUAGCCCUCUCUCCCAUUCAUACCAACAGUAGCAUUCCUAUCACUGGAGACUCUUAUGUAAAAGUUGCUAAAAAAUGCUUCUCUGGGAAAACUUCUUGGGAAGGAAGAGAACUGGAUGUAAGUGACACUAAUGUGGUCCCUGACACAAGACAGUCUGGAUUUCCUGAGUCGAGUCAGCUGGCUGUGGAUUCUGGCAAUAGGACCGAAGAGCACCUUGAAAAGAAAGGUUUAAAAAGAAAUUUUGAGUUAGUUGAUUCCAGUCCUUGUCAGAAAAUUACACAGAAUAAAAAAAAUUGUUUAGAGAUUAAUCAAAGUAAUGAAAUGAUGGAUUGUUUUGCAAAUCGAAGUACAGGCUUAACAGCAGAAGUCCAGGACCUUAAGCUAGCAAUAUACAGAAGUCAGCAAAAUGACUGUGAUAAUAAGGAGAACACUGUCAAUUCUGUUAUUGAUAAACAGCAAACCCCAGAAAACUCACCUAUCCCAGUGAUAGCAAAAAACCUUCUGUGCGAACUAGAUGAAGAUUGUGAAAACAGUAAGAAGGACUACUUAAGUUCUAGUUUUCUAUGUUCUGAUGAUGAUAGAGCUCCUAAAAGCAUAUGCAUGGACUCUGAUUCGUCGUUUCCUGGAAUUUCUAUAACAGAAAGUCCAGUGGAAAGGCAGUCUUUAGAUCCAGGUAAAAGCAUCAAAGAAUCCUCUUUUGAAGAAUCAAAUAUUGAAGACCUACUGAUUGUAUCACCACGCUGCCAAGCAAAUAUGUUGCCAAAAGGUGAUGAGAAUCCUGAUGUCCAAGACAGUAACCAAAAAAUGUUAGCUCCUUCUUCAGAGGUGUUGAAAGCAUUAACCUUCUCCAAGAGAAGCGCUGUAGCUUUUCGAAGUUUUAACAGUCAUAUUAAUGCAUCCAAUAACUCAGAACCAUCCAAAAUGAGCAUUACUUCCUUAGAUGCAAUGGAAAUUUCAUGUGUUUAUAGUGGUUCAUAUCCCAUGGCUGUAACCCCUACUCAAAAAGGAAGAGCCUGUAUGCCUUAUCAGACCCCAAAUGAGGCCAAGUCAGGAACUCCAUACCGAACCCCAAAGAGUGUGAGAAGAGGGGCAGCCCCAGUGGACGAUGGGCGGAUUCUAGGAACCCCAGACUACCUCGCGCCUGAACUGUUACUAGGCAGGGCCCACGGUCCUGCAGUAGACUGGUGGGCACUUGGAGUUUGCUUGUUUGAGUUUCUAACAGGAAUUCCCCCUUUCAAUGAUGAAACUCCACAACAAGUAUUCCAGAAUAUUCUGAAAAGAGAUAUCCCUUGGCCAGAAGGUGAAGAAAAGUUAUCUGAUAAUGCUCAAAGUGCAGUAGAUAUACUUUUAACCAUUGAUGAUACAAAGAGAGCUGGAAUGAAACAGCUGAAACAUCAUCCCCUCUUCAGCGAUGUGGACUGGGAGAAUCUGCAGCACCAAACGAUGCCGUUCAUACCCCAACCAGAUGAUGAAACAGACACAUCCUAUUUUGAUGCCAGGAAUCAUGCCCAGCACUUGACUGUGUCUGGAUUUAGUUUAUAGCACAUGCACUGUUCUUCUAAUCCAGCCUGUUGUGAUAAAAUGAGCUUGAACAAUUACAUAUUCCUUAAUGCUAGACUGACCUGGGAGCGGGGAAAGGGCUCUGAGUCAUUACUUGACCUGAGUCAUUGAGCUCUUAAUGUAUGUAACAGCUACCACAGACUUAAUAGGCUAUAAAGAAUAUAAUCUAUACCUUAUCUUAAUCUCAGAACUGUAUAUAGAUUUUCAUUUUAUUUAUUUUGUUUACUGCACUUUAUGAAAAUUAAUGCACAAUAAAAGUCAGAAUGACACUAUCACUUUAGAAAGAGAGUGCACACAUGAAUGCACUAAAUAUUCUUUCUCAUCUGUUGGUUUCUGUCCAUCAGAAAUGCUUCAGUUAUGGAAUUGUUUGGUGUUAAAAUAAUAAAAACCUCCUAAAGUUGCAUUUGAAUGUAAUUUAUUUGCACAUGAUUAUUUUCAAAAGCUGUGCUCUCAAGCACAAUCAUUUAAGACCACAUUUGUGGUAAUACAUUUAAAUCCUCAAAAAUGCAGCCAGAAAAUUCCUUCACUCAUGUAUAUCCUUUGGUGGAAUUAACAAUAAACAAAAGGGACUAAAUGUGUUUUAGCUUGCUUUAUUGUAGAUAUAGUUAAAUAUUUCUAUUUUUAUUGCUUCUGGUCCUUGCUCUACAAUACAUAUUUGUUUCAAAUAUUACUGGAAAGCUUAGGUGUGAUAUUAUAUAAUAGCAAUUUUAAUAGAUUGUUCAAUUUUAAUAGAAAAUGUGAUGUUUUAUAUCGUAAAGCAAU